Molecule: messenger RNA, 226 nt
Organism: Symbiodinium pilosum
Lineage: Eukaryota; Dinophyceae; Suessiales; Symbiodiniaceae
Source: the annotation of a GenBank genome assembly
GUGGAUCCAUGAGCAGGCGAACCUUCCAAACAAGCUCCUCCAGAAGGGGACGCCGAUGGUUCCCGAUGACGAGGCCAGUACCGAGGAGGGCAGCUCUUCGACGGAAGAAGGUCAAGUGGCGACCGGCGAGGCAGACGGCACGGCUAGCCCCGAGUCCCCACCGGUGUCCUUCGAGGACACCUUGCUCAUUUUCGACUGGGAUGAUACAGUUCUUCCCUCUUCGUGG